CUAUGCACUGAGACACAGACGCCACUGGGGAAGAAAGGAACACCCGAAACAGAGAGAACACAUAAAGAAAGAAAAAAGCUUUAAUCACUUGCAAGAAACGCUUGAUUCUUCUCCACUCCUGCCUUAAAUAGAAUAGAAUGCUUCAACUCUGAUUCAAUUCAGUCUUUUAAUAAGUCUCCAGCUGAAUAAUCACCACAGCUCUCUCCGUCGCCAUCUUCACACUAUGAGAAAGAGAAGCCCGGCGGCGCUGGUCAUCUUCAACCUCAUAGCUUUCACAUUCCUCGCCAAAAAUCCAGUCUUGGCGAUGGCGAUGGUGCAGGAGAAGACAGAAAUAGGGGGAGGCGUUUCUCCGCCGGAAGGCAACAGCACAUUCGUCGGCGGCACGACCUGGUGCGUGGCGCGGGCGAGCUCGCCGCCGGCGGAUCUGCAGGUGGCCCUGGACUGGGCGUGCGGUAAGGGCCAGGCAGACUGCCGAGCCAUCCGGGCCGGUGGGCCCUGCUUCGAGCCCGACACCCUCAUCGCCCAUGCCUCCUUCGCCUUCAACAGCUACUACCAGCAGAAUGGCAACUCCGACAUCGCCUGCUACUUCGGGGGCACUGCUGCCCUAACUCGAAAUGAUCCCAGUUAUUCAAGAUGCAUGUUUUCCACUUCAGAGUCUAUAAAGGCUUCUUCUGCAGCUUCAAAUGGGGAAGCAAGCAGCAGAACAUGGUGGAAUAUUGCUGUAAUUCUGCUGGCUCUACUUCUGAAAAGAUGACCACUUUAGUUCUUCUGCCUAAAUAAUUAUUCACUUCAACUUUUGUAUGCAAUGAAUAUAUAUAUAAUGUAUGCCCGCGCUUUGCUUUAUCUAUUUUAUUUGAUUAGGGUUGUUAGUUGUAAAAAUUUUGCGCAAGUAUUCCUUGCUCUCUUACUAAUUCAAGAACCAUUGGCGUAGUAACAAAAAAGGAAACUCAUGUUUCUUCUUUGAUUUCCCUUUCUAACGUCUACACUGGUCAAGAAAUUAAGUCAAUAAAUUUAGCUCUACCGAGAUGAGUGUGCUGAUCUGAUCAGCUUCGAGGAGAACGAGAAUCCUCUUGUAA
Andrographis paniculata is the source of this 1076-nucleotide messenger RNA. RefSeq names its product glucan endo-1,3-beta-glucosidase 13-like. NCBI's taxonomy places the organism in Eukaryota, Viridiplantae, Streptophyta, Magnoliopsida, Lamiales, Acanthaceae. The transcript has 4 exons. The record is from RefSeq and is a predicted model, not a curated record. The coding region runs from base 224 to 754 and encodes 176 amino acids.